AUGGAGCAGAUAACUCUAGGCACGUCACCGAUAACACCCGAAGCCUGGAAGCUUCUCAGCCGCCUACCUUCAUUGCACCGCAUCCCUACCACCAUCAACUCUCUACUAGAACAAUCAUCGUUGGAUGGAGCAACAAUGGUAAAUCUCGAGCUGCGCCGGCAGGUCAUUAACGUCUACAAAGAGCUUCUGUUCUUAGGACGGGAGUAUCCUCUUGGCUAUCAAUAUUUCCGGGAUCGCCUACACCGUGCAUUUGCAAGCCAGGCUCACAUUACCGACGAUGAGCAGAUCCGCAAGGGAAUAGCUAGGGCCGAGUUUGUGAAGAAAGAAGUGGAAGCGCUGUAA
This is a messenger RNA of Penicillium crustosum, 342 nucleotides long. RefSeq names its product electron transfer flavoprotein regulatory factor 1. The record is from RefSeq and is a predicted model, not a curated record. Lineage: Eukaryota; Fungi; Ascomycota; Eurotiomycetes; Eurotiales; Aspergillaceae. Gene Ontology annotation, cellular component: mitochondrion. The transcript is spliced from 3 exons. The coding region runs from base 1 to 342 and encodes 113 amino acids. Gene Ontology annotation, biological process: respiratory electron transport chain.